Molecule: messenger RNA, 8806 nt
Organism: Manis pentadactyla (Chinese pangolin)
Lineage: Eukaryota; Metazoa; Chordata; Mammalia; Pholidota; Manidae
Gene: CADM2
Product: cell adhesion molecule 2
Exons: 11
Coding region: 297-1328 (343 amino acids)
Source: RefSeq, a predicted model, not a curated record
AACCAGCUGCUGCUUCAAAGAAUAAAGUUAAAGGCAGCCAAGGGCAGUUUCCACUAACACAGAAUGUAACGGUUGUUGAAGGUGGAACUGCAAUUUUGACCUGCAGGGUUGAUCAAAAUGAUAACACCUCCCUCCAGUGGUCAAAUCCAGCUCAACAGACUCUGUACUUUGAUGACAAGAAAGCUUUAAGGGACAAUAGGAUUGAGCUGGUUCGGGCUUCCUGGCAUGAAUUGAGUAUCAGCGUCAGUGAUGUGUCUCUCUCUGAUGAAGGACAGUACACCUGUUCUUUAUUUACAAUGCCUGUCAAAACUUCCAAGGCCUAUCUCACUGUUCUGGGUGUUCCUGAGAAGCCUCAGAUUAGCGGAUUUUCAUCACCAGUUAUGGAGGGAGACUUAAUGCAGCUGACUUGUAAAACAUCUGGUAGUAAACCUGCAGCUGAUAUAAGAUGGUUCAAAAAUGACAAAGAGAUUAAAGAUGUAAAAUAUUUAAAAGAAGAGGAUGCAAAUCGCAAGACCUUCACUGUCAGCAGCACGCUGGAUUUCCGAGUGGACCGGAGCGAUGACGGUGUGGCAGUAAUCUGCAGAGUAGACCACGAGUCCCUCAAUGCCACCCCUCAGGUGGCCAUGCAGGUGCUAGAAAUACACUACUUCUUUUCUACCACCAUGAAAGAAAAUGCAAAACCUGAGCAGCCCUAUACACCAUCAGUUAAGAUUAUACCAUCCACUCCUUUUCCACAAGAAGGACAGCCUUUAAUUUUGACCUGUGAAUCCAAAGGAAAACCACUGCCAGAACCUGUUUUGUGGACAAAGGAUGGUGGAGAAUUACCAGAUCCUGACCGAAUGGUUGUGAGUGGUAGGGAGCUAAACAUUCUUUUCCUGAACAAAACGGAUAAUGGUACAUAUCGCUGUGAAGCCACAAACACCAUUGGCCAAAGCAGUGCAGAGUAUGUUCUCAUUGUACAUGAUGUUCCCAACACUUUGCUUCCCACUACUAUCAUCCCCUCCCUUACCACUGCAACAGUCACAACCACUGUAGCCAUAACAACCAGCCCAACCACAUCUUCAACAACCAGCAGCAUAAGAGAUCCCAAUGCUCUGGCUGGCCAGACUGGCCCUGAUCAUGCUCUUAUAGGAGGAAUAGUGGCUGUAGUUGUAUUUGUUACACUGUGUUCUAUAUUUCUGCUGGGUCGAUAUCUGGCAAGACAUAAAGGAACAUACUUAACGAAUGAAGCUAAAGGAGCUGAAGAUGCACCAGAUGCUGACACAGCUAUUAUCAACGCUGAGGGCAGCCAAGUCAAUGCUGAAGAGAAAAAAGAAUACUUCAUUUAAGAUGCAGGCCAAGAUUCUGAGUUUUACUUACCAGGCUGGCUGCUGGAGAAAACUGGCUAUCAUCUUUCAGAAUUCAUUUCUACCAUCUUCUGCUACCUUAAUUAACUUCCAUACUGUACUGCUAUCAGUAGCCAGUGUAUACCAACAAUCAGCUGUCAAAAGCAUCAUUCUUUAAUUACUGUACCAUCCAUAAUGCAGGACAUUUCUUACUGCCUAAAUUCCACACCAUUUGCUCUUUUUAACAUACAGUGCUUGAAUAUACAGCCUUAACAAUGUUAAUCAUCUCCUUGGAUUGUUUUUAUAUACAUUGAAAAAAAUGUAUGCAGUUUUCUUUUCCCCUCAUUUUUUUUCCCCUUUAAAUCAUAGACCUUGUCAGUUUUCCACUGGACAUCUUUCACAAGGAACAGGAUUAGAAAGAGACCUAAUGUGCUUAAGUUUAAUCAGAGACUAGAGGUUUACAAUGUUUUCUACAAGUCUAUCUUUCAAGACAUGUCUGGAAACAUACACCCUUGAAAACACUAGAACAGGUUCUGGAAUGUUUGAGAUUAUGCUGGUGAAGCUGUAUCAGUUUGCUAUUUUAAAAUAUAGUGUUUGAUACAGGAGUCGUUUGUAUGAAUUACAUUCAUGAUGUGACAGCUUAUAUAAUUAUAUAAAUCCCACCAUUAGGUUAUUUUAGCUUCACUUUCCAAUAAAUUGUUACAAACAUUUUAAUGCUUUGGGAAUCACAAAGAUUUCAUUCACUUCUCUAAUGAUUCUGUAAUUUAUUUGCACCACAGGGACUCACCUGCCUAAACAAAAUUGAAGUAUCCAUAGGGCACAAUUUUGAGACAUUUAGUAUCUGUAUAUAGUGCAUAUAAUAAAUCCAAUUAAACAUUAUUUGAUACAUAUUUAACUUUUUUGGCUGUAGGUAAUUCAAUCAUAAGUAAGCAUUUUCUAAUGGCCAUUAUAUCCCUUUAGAUAUUACUUAAACCAAUAUUAUAAGUAGAUAACGUGUUAGUAUUUUUGUCUGUAUGUCCUAGCACUGUUCAACAAAUUUUUCUAGUUCUUGUUCAUUCUUAUUUGUUAUACAAUGGAAGCACAAUGUUAUAAGGAAAGGUAAUUUUAAGCUAACAACCAGUGCACAGCCUCAGGUUUUAAAUUACAACCACAGUUGAAUAAUAACCUAAAAAUAAACUAUUAGUUUGCUAAAAAUUUACAAAUUUUAAUUUGGCAGUUCCAGGGCUGCUUACCUAUGUUGGUUUGCCAAAAAGAAGUGUUAAAGAUAUGUUUUCUGUGUAAAUGAACUAAUUCUUUAUAUUAAAUUCCUGUCUAUGCAUUUUGUGAGGUACAAACUUAUGAAACAGUGAGUGAUAGAGAAUUUCUGCCAUGCUUUUAACUCCAAGGUGAAAGUCUCUUUCUCUGGAUUAUUUCUGAAAUUUUGGUGUAUUUAACCAUUAAGAAAUGCUGUAUUCUUAAAUAUGACAUAGAGUCAAUCUAAAGUCAUAUUAUUUCUUCAAGUAAAAUACAAUAUUGCUAGAUUAGUUAUCAUUAAAUUUAUUAUAUGCUAAAGAUUAAAAUCCAGUUAGAUAAAAAUUAUUUUCCCAUUUACAAGCAUUGCACCUUUAAGAAGAAAACAAAUGUGACAAUAUGGUGGCUAUACUUGUGAUGUCUGAAAGCAUGAUGAACCUAUGGUUUUAAAAUUAAUAUCUUGAAAUUUAUUUUUGGAAAAUGAGAACAGCUGAGUAUGACAUCAUGUAUUAGUAUCAAAUGAAAGACAAGGGUGCUGUAUCUUAGAUUAUUUAUCAGAAAAGUUAAACCUUUUAAAGACAACGUUAGAAUUUUAAAUGGUUUCUUUUUGAUUGUUGAAGCAUUUAUCUUGUUGAUUUCUUACAAAAGAAAAAGGACGAUGUCAGUCAAGCAGCACUUUUUCAGAAUAUACAGAACAUAAAUAAUAUGAUGUGGUUGAGUGUUAACAUAAUAAAUCAUAUACAGUAUGACAUUUUAAGGAAAUAAGUCUGCAUUGAUGUGAUUGCAUGCUUGUUUUUACAGUUCACUCCAUACCAUCUGUGGAAAAAUGCAAUAAUAUGUUAAUAUAGUAUGGUAGUUUGAGAGAAUCAGGUAGGUGCUACUAGACACAUUGAAAUUAGAAUAGGUUUAUAAACUGUUCAUAUCUUUCAAUGCAUAAUCUUUAGGAAGGCUCCACAAAGCAAAAUUCAUCCUGUUAGUACAAAAUGGAAAGGUUCUUAUUACAGAAGUAAGUUGUGUAAACUGCAUCAUCAAUUGCUAUUUAAAGCCUAAUUUCAGGAUAUACUUAACAAAAUUACUACUCUUCAUCGAUGCUGUAUUUACAUCCCUCUUCAUUUCUUCUAUAUUCUACUUGGCUCCAAAUGCUAGAUUGUUGCCUAAAUAACUCAAUCAUUAUUUAUAGCACUGUAAAAUUAGAAAUCCAAAAUUGGUUACAUUUCAAGAUUUUUGACUCUUUUAACCCCUUAGAGUAAAAUAAAAACUCAUUAGAACUCUUUAAAAGAAACUAACUGGUAUAUUAUGGUUUGUGGACACUAAUCAAAUUUUUGCCAGUUAAAAUAGAUAGGUUUGAAUUAGGUAUCAUAUUUAGUUACUGAAAUAAAACAAUGGAAUUAUAUUUUCCUAUCUUUAAAAUUUUUUUAUUUCCACCAAACAAGGAAAUAAAUUGUAAAAAUUCUGCUCAUUUCUAUAAAAAUCAGGACAAAAAUGAAAUAUUUGUAAACGCAAAUAUGUCAACUGCAGUGUCUGAAACGUGCACACUUGCAUGCACAGACAGCCAAAUUCUGUCUCUGCUUGGUGAGCACAGUAGCUACAGAAUUCAAUGGAAGGAGUGCACGCACACACGCGCACACACACACACACACACACACACAGACGCUUACAUCUUAGUAGAAUAUGAACCAGUUUUCUUUACCAAAUGUAGCUGUGCUCUUCCAGUGUACUGUUUACAGUGUAAAUUGAUUGUCCUCCAUCAAAAAAGUAUAAACAGCAUUUUUUUCCCCGUUUUCCAUUUUUUAGUGUCCUAGAUGGAAUGAUUAUCAAAAUUAGGGAGAAAAAGGGAAGUUUGUGAGUGCAAGAGCAAAGAGCAAGAGCAGUGUGUGUGUGUGUGUGUGUGUGUGUGUGUCUGUUUGAAAGAAAGAAUGAGAGAUUUCAACUUGUUUUCUUUUACCAGAGAAUCCAAGAAGCAGUUUAAGGAACCUGAUAUUGAAGUUUAAUCUAGAAACUGGAUGAACUCAUACUGACUCAAGAUGGUUAAUCUUGCAUUGAAACCCCACAAUUAAAAUAAGUAGAGAAAGAAAGCUAACUUCCCUAAAUAUGGCAAAGAAGUUAUCACCUCAUUUAUUUUUAUUUCUUUGUAAACAUAUAAAUAUCUCAGUUGAAAGGACAGGCUCACUUGUAAUUAUGUAUUCAUGAUUGUGUCAGCAUUGAGAUUCCGUGUAGGCACAUGUACAGCAGCUGUUCGACAGUAUUGGUUCUUCCAUGUGACAUACCAGUUAUGGUGUAAUUUAGUGCCACUUACUGCAAAGUGUUACCAAGGGGAACAUCUAAAAUACCUUUUUAUCUUUUGUUGGACAUAAGAAUUUAAUGAUAAAUAUGAAACUUCAUAUUACAUUUUUUGAUUGUGGAGAAAAUGCAAAAUCCCAUAUCUUACUGCAACCUCCCCAUCAUAUUGCCAAAUACUUAGAGCCCUCUAAAAAUGCCCAGUAUUAUCCUCCUUUGCAAAUGGUAAUCUGUGAUGAAUAUACAAAACAAAACAACAAAAUACAACUGGCAACCAGAGCUGUAAUAAAUGAAACACCCAAUGAGAAUUACUGAGUAAUGCUUUUUAUUAAGUGGCACAAAGUACACACUAAAAACUAUGCAAAAUAUAGGUAACUACAGUGUAUGUACAUGUAAGUAUCUUGUACUUGCUGUGUAUGGAUGUUGGAAACCCAUGUAAUUAUAAUAUGCAUUUUGAAUAUUGGGAAAGAGGAAAUCUUAGUGUAGAUAAUAGAAUUUGUUUUGAAAUAUACACUGGCAAUAUUGAAACAUACUCAGUGCAAUAUCUCUAUUGCUGGAUACUUAAUGCAAAGGGAUUUUAAAGAAUUCUUCAACAAGAUCCAAGACAUUGCUAAUCUUCACCUCCCACAUACUAAAGCACUAAUUAAAAAUACAACUGACUCAACAACAUGUUAAGUUUUUCUUAAUCAUUAAAGUGACAUGAUAAAAGUAUUUGGCCUAGUUUUUAAUAUUUCUGGAGAGAAAAAAAAGACCCUGAGUUUAAACUUUGAUUCAUAUCUAAUUGAAUUUGGAAUUCUUAAACUUUCUUUGAAAUGUCUUUAUGUUUUAAUGGAUGUGGUCAUUUUGUUGUAAGUACAAACUUAUUCAAUCGAAGAACAUAAGUUACCUUUUGUAAGUUACUAUAUCUUAAUAGGAAUUUUUUAUAUCUUUUUGUUUAUUUUUUUCCCUUUCUCUCCCUAUUCUACCCCAAACAUGCCCUUUGCUCUUAUACCCUUCCAAAGGCAAAGGAUUGAAAGUAGUAAGGUUAUAAAGAGAGCUAUAAGGGGGACGACUAUAUGGGUUCUAAACUCGUCAGCAUUUUUAUGUAUUGAGAUUAUUAAUAUUUAAUGCAAUAGUUAUUGGAUAUAGCUGGUAAGUUCUCUGCCAUGCAUACUUACAAUAAUCCUUCUACCUCUCACUUUUAACAUGGGCUAUGAUAUUUCAAUAUAAAUAGAAGAAAUAAUUAUUUACAAGAUAUCCCAGGAAGCACUCUUUUGGGACUAUCCUAACAGUCCAUUCCCCACCCCCUGGGAAAUCUCAAAGCCAACUUCUUUUACUGUACUCAACGGUGUAUGGAUCUGCAUUUGUUUUUUCCUUCUCUGUCAUUAAUUUUUCCUAUAGGCAAAAUAUGAUAACUUUCUAAGGGUAGUUCUCAUGCCUACUUAAUAUUUCAAUGUAAAAUAAUUGUGAUUAUUAAAAAAUAAUUUUAGUGGCAACACUUUGGAAUCCAACCUGACAUUUCAUUUAAUAUCUAAAUGCAACCAUUUCUUACAAAUCAAUAAUGUGCUUUUAAGUAAAAAUCAUGUAUAUGAUUUAUUUUCCCAAGAAUGUUACCUGUUCAAAAAAAAUUGCAUAUUUAAACUGCCUCCUUAUUAGCAAAUAAUGAUGAAUGCAAAGUAUUGCCACAAAUGCCCACUUUAUUAUGUCUGCAUUGACAAUAUGAAUUUUUCAAAUGAUGUAAUUUAAUUAUUCUAAAAGGAAAUGACAUUUUAAAAGAUUUUCCUUCAGGAAAAAAAGAUACAAGAAAAUAUCUCAAAUUAUACUGAUUCUGUACAAUAUGCUUAAAGUAAGAUGUUUUUAUGUCAUGUGGUUCUGUUACAAAUAACAUUUGGUCCAAUCUUCACCAUCUUUUCCAUAUAUAUUAGUUACAAGAAAUGUAUGGUUAUUUUGGAGAGAAUGAGCCCAAAUGUGAAAGAGAUGUAAAGAAAAACACUAUUUUCCCCUAUGAAAUAUACUGUAUAUUUCAAAAGAAGAAACGUUAAAAGACAUUUGAAGAUUGCAGGGGCAAAAAAGAAAACCUACCAGGGCUCAGCACUUAAGCACUUUUCCUACUUCCAGGGUCAGAACAGCAGUGAUUCCUACAUGGACUUUUAAGUGCGGUAUGAAAUGCCACAUCACAGUUCUCUUACACACAGUACUGUCAAACCUCAAAUGUUUUCUUUCUUCAGAUGCUUUUCCUUGUACAUGAUACUAGUAGACACUUUUCUCUUUAUAUUUGCUGAUAGUGAAAGUUAUAUGCAAUAAAAUAUUUGAUGGUUGAAAGCAGUGGUCACCAGCUGGUUUAAAAAAAAACUAUGAAAUGUAAACUGAAGUGUUAUCUCUAUCCUUUUCGCUUUUUUCUGUGUUUCUGAUGUAUUGAAUGAUUCUCGUAAAUAGAAAACUAAUUUAGAAAAAUUUAAAAACUAGUACUCUUUCUCCUUAUAAAUGUAUAAAAUUUUAAUCUCUUUACAAAUUUAUUUGUACCUGCUGUACUUAUUGUAGAUUCAAUGAUGCAGUUAAGAAGUAACCCAAGGAUUUAUAAGUUUGGGAUUACUUACCUAGUUUCUUCAUAUUCAGUUCACAUCAAUAUUUGUGAAUUGGUUGUUUAGCUUUUCAUUCAGCCAAAAAAUAUUCCUUCAAGAAAGCUCCAUUUUUAUCAUUAAUAUUUCAACAUAACCAACAUUGGAAUGAUUCUGCCAUGUUAAAAAGAAUUUAAAGACUUAUCUCUGAAAGUGGUACCUAGAAAUACAGUUGUUUCCAGUAAUGUAGCUUCAAAAAUAAAAUGUCCUAUUUAUCUGACAUGAAAUUCAGAACUUUUGGAAGGGUAUAUUUAUGACAAAAAAAUAAAUAAAUAAAUCUGUGCUGUAAAGAAGACCUACCAAAAUAAAGCAAAUGGCACAGAAGAUAAACACAAUUACUGAAUCUACUGAUUCAUUAACAUUUUCAAAAUACAAAAUGCAUAUUGUAAUAUUAGGUACAUGACACUUGCAUGUUGAUAUGCCUAUAUACUUACAAAGUAUUCAAUGUGUACUUAGUGGCACUUAAAAUAUGUCAUGUACAACAACUCUUAUAAACAUUCUUACAGGGUUCCCAUUUGCACUUCAUAUUUCAAUAGAGUUGUCAGAAAAAAACACUGAUACAUACAGAAAAAUAAAAUUUGAAUUUUAGUUAUCUGUUGGACAUUACUGAAUUGUCUACUCAUUUAGUUCAUUUUUCUUAGGCUUGAAAACAGACAUUGAAAGAUGGAACUUUCUUUUCUCCCACUGAUAGGUUAUAAAAGAUGUUAUAAACAUAUUCCUUUAUACCAAACAUUAUUUUGCGUAUCAUUUUUCAACUGAAUGCAUUAUUAUCCAUUCAUUUUAGAUUUUCUCAAUGAUGCCCAUUUUCCUUGUAAAUUUUUAUGUGAAAGUUUUAAAAAUUAAACAGUAGUAAAAUAAAUGUUAUCUUAUUUGUACAACAUUUAAUUGUUACUCCUUGUAAUUUAUGAACCUUGUAAUAUGAUGACUAAGGGUAAAAAAAAAAAUGUUGCUUGAGAUAAGGAAAUUUGCUUGAGAUUGCCACAAUUUCAAAACUCUGUAAAGGUAAUUUUACAUUCACUUCUGUGUGUUUACUAAUGUUGACUAGGAACAGAAGCAAAAAUACCUAAACUUUUUUUUUUAAUUUUCACACUAACCAGUAUUAUAUAUUUCAACUACCUAAGAUAAUGCAAUUAAUAAUAUAUCCAUCCUAAGCUUAUGCCAAUAAGAAUUUGAGAUAAGCUUUUAAAUUUAUGGAGGAUUUUCUUUGUGUCUCUGGAAGUUCACUUACCAUAAGGUAUUUUAUAGUCUACUUUAAAUAACAGAUUUUGUUAUACAGGGUAAGCCAAAGGCUGUACAAGAAUUAGUGUCAUUGGGUCUGAUAUUUGUGUUAGACCAUGAAAUAUUCCAUUAAAAUGUAUCUGUAAAUACAAGACAAGA